This is a messenger RNA of Plasmodium coatneyi, 765 nucleotides long. RefSeq lists its product as uncharacterized. The transcript has a single exon. Lineage: Eukaryota; Apicomplexa; Aconoidasida; Haemosporida; Plasmodiidae. The coding region runs from base 1 to 765 and encodes 254 amino acids. The record is from RefSeq and is a predicted model, not a curated record.
AUGAAAUUCAGAGCUCUGUACAUACUGUGCACGCUGUGCAUCCCGUAUUUGCUGACCAGUUUAGCCAAUUUUUCGGACGAGGAGGUGUACGGAAAAGUAAAGUCCAUUGUGAACGAAGCAGACGAAUGCUCGCUGGACGACGUGGAGUUCAUAGACAAGUAUAAUGAAAAACUGUACUGGAUAUGGACGAACAACCUUUUCAGGUAUUUAAGAGUCAAGCUGUAUUUGUACGAAAGUGAUGACAUUUACAAAAAUGUGAAAGGGAAAAAUGGCAACACGCUGAAGGACGAUUUCUUUAUCUACAAAGACAGAGAGGAAUUCAUACGAAUUGCACUUAACAUCCUGUCCAAUGAAAAGUCUCUGGCAGAAAUGAUAAGUGUAUAUACACCUAAAAAGGAAAUAAAAUAUUUCCAAGAAUUAUUGGAGAAGCAGUUAAUUGACCUGCUCAUAAAUGAAAAAAAAAAUUUAAUAAACUCAUUUAACAAAUUUAAAUUGUUCCAAGAUUUUCGAGAUGUUUCAAAUUCAAAAUAUUUUUACCAGAAGCGCUUUUCACAGAGGGACGCAGAACAUAAAGCAGACGAUAAUGUAGGUACAGCCCGGAAUGAACAAAUGGAGGACGAUAAAAAUGGGGGGGUGAAUAAUAAGAGAACAAAAAAUGUAAUCACAUUUAAUGCUGAAGAAAUACCGCGCAUGAUGGAGAUGCCUUUCGACUUUUACGAUCGGAACAAGUGGAACAAAUAUUUUUAUUCCAUCAAUGAUGUGUAA